Molecule: messenger RNA, 1972 nt
Organism: Moneuplotes crassus
Lineage: Eukaryota; Ciliophora; Spirotrichea; Euplotida; Euplotidae
Source: the annotation of a GenBank genome assembly
AUGGAGAAGUCAAGAUGGGGUGUGAAUUCUGAUAAGAUCAAUUACGUCCUCAAACCUAUCACCAGAGAGAAAACUAUUCGGAAUACUAAGUCUAGAAAAAGGCCCAAUAAGAUCACUUUUCAAGAAAAGAGAGUUGAUUCUUCCUCCUUCACUAGCAGUGUGAGGUCAACAAAAGAGAUUGGUAAAGGUUAUAAAUCAACUUACGACUGUAAGAAAUACCAACUCGUGCCGAUAAUAUCAGAGAUUAGGAAGAAUAGGAUCACUGAACUGAUAUCUGGCUUGAAGAGCAUGGCUGUAGAUAUCCAAGAGUUUAUUACAACAGAAGCUGAGAUCCUAAAAAGGCAUAAUACUGAUAUUUUAAAAUAACCCGAAUUUUAAAUCAAAAUUGACUAAAUUAUGAACUGCAUCGGAGGAAGUUAAAGAAGAUAUUGACUCAGUGCUUAGCUUUGCCUCACUAAGCUGUAGUAAAGAAGAUUUUGACGAGAGGCUAACCCAAUUCUUGGAGAUUACAGAUUCCACUAAGCUUAAAGCUUCGAAAAUUCUCUUCCAAGUAAUUCUUGUACUAGAGAUAUUGAUCAACAAAAUGGUAUCUAUUGAGAAAUUUAAGUGCAUGCAUCUGAUCUCUAAGCUUAGCCUUCAAGGAGAGGAUGUUAAUAUCUACCUUGAGAAGUACCAUGUCACCAACCAUUUCACUGGGAAGGGAACUUCCUUGUAUUUUGAGCUUCUGAACCAGCUGAUUGCACUCAAAUCAGUUCCUGUUGUUAAGGUAAAGAAAGAAGAAAUAAAAAAUCCAGCACUUCAUAUCUCUGGUUCAUUUAAAGAUUACAUUAGGCAACAAGUGGAUUGAAAAAUUACGAAAGAAUUCUCUGAUUAUAUAUGCUCGACCUUUAGUCAAACUCAGAAAGAUUUGAUGGCUAAUCAAGAUGAGCAGGCACAAACUCAUCAGGAAGAAAUAAAUAGUCUCACACAGAAGAAUAUGCAACUAGAAUCAAAGAUUAAGGACUUAACUUCCAAAAUUUUUAAGGUAGAUACUCAAAACUCCAGUCUUCAUCAAGAAAUUUCUCAACUUCAGAGUGAAAACCAAAAAGGCGUAUUUACCCUGAGCCAAUGUGACCAGAAAGAUGAUGAAAUUGAGAGACUCAAAUCUGAGCUGCAGGUCUGUAAAUUUACCAUAGACUCAUUAAAUGCCAAUAUUGCUGAUCUUGAACAGAAAACUUCUGAGGGUUACAAGACUAUUCAGAGCUUGAAUUCCAAAAUAGAGAGCCUUAGCCAGGAAAUCAUCCAAAAAGAUGAAGAAAUUGCUACUAUGAAAUUUAAAGCUGCUUCUGAUAAGGAACUUGAAAGGCUAAAAGUUAUGGUCAAUGAGCUCCGCAAGGAGAACGAUUCUCACAUCGAACAGAAUACAGAACUAAGGUCUUCAGUAAUCCAGAUCAACCAGAAGCUUUCUGAGAAGGAGAAAACCUUAUUUGAAAUGGUAUCUAGAUGUAAUAAAUCUGAAAAUAAGUUCAAGGAAUUUCUGAAGAAUAAUGAUCCCUCACAGAGCAUCAAUAAAUCAGACUAUGAUGCCUUAAAGGAUCAAUUACACCAGGAAUCUGCCAAAUGUAUGACAUUAGAGUCAGAGAUUGAAACCUAUAAGGAGAAUUUAAAAAGCUCUGAUAUGGUAAAGAACCUGCAGAAAGAUGAAAUAAAGUCUCUGAAGAACACUCUUAGAGAAUUCACCAGUUUCAAGUACGAUGAUCUUGAUGAUACCUAUGAAGCUGCUCUUAAAUCUGAAUUCGAUAGAAUGAAGGUAGCCUUUGAAGCUAGGAUCCGUAAACUACAGUCAGAACUUGAGUCACAAAGGAAAGAAAUGUCUAGUAAGAAUAUACAGAAUAAUAAGACUAUUCUUGACUUGAAAGAUACCGUACAGAGGCUUACCAAAAGAAUGACAAAGCUAAGGUAAAAUAUCUGAGAAUUUCAAUAUUUUGAAAAA